Molecule: messenger RNA, 1355 nt
Organism: Diospyros lotus (date-plum)
Lineage: Eukaryota; Viridiplantae; Streptophyta; Magnoliopsida; Ericales; Ebenaceae
Product: lignin-forming anionic peroxidase-like
Exons: 5
Coding region: 124-1089 (321 amino acids)
Biological process (GO): hydrogen peroxide catabolic process; response to oxidative stress
Molecular function (GO): peroxidase activity; heme binding
Source: RefSeq, a predicted model, not a curated record
GCUACUAGUACUCUUCUUUUAAUUUGCUUUUGAGCUUUGGGGCUGCUGUGCUGUCCAUUGGUUAACGAAUUGGGAUAAACAAGCAAAACAUUACAUUAACUAGCUAGCUAGUUUCGAUCAGUCAUGAGUUCAGCACUGCUAAGUUCUAUUGUUUCCGCCCUGCUGCUCUUGUUCUUCCUCUUCAACACACCUUCUAAUGCACAGUUAUCUUCCACCUUCUACGAUCAAACCUGUCCAAAAGCACUCUCCACCAUCAGAACCUCUAUCAGAAAAGCAAUUUCAAGCGAGCGUCGCAUGGCAGCUUCGCUCAUUCGCCUUCAUUUCCACGAUUGCUUCGUUCAGGGCUGUGAUGCAUCAAUCUUGCUGGAUGAAGCUGCUACUUCCACGAGCGAGAGGAGUGCCGGCCCCAAUAAUAAUUCUGUCAGGGGUUACGAAGUCAUAGAUACAGCAAAGGCCAAGGUGGAGAAAAUAUGCCCUGGCGUCGUUUCUUGCGCUGACGUACUUGCAGUCGCAGCCCGCGAUGCCUCAGCUGCUGUUGGAGGGCCAUCAUGGACAGUGAAGCUAGGAAGAAGAGAUUCCACCACUGCAAGCCGAGCUCUAGCGGAGAGUGAUCUUCCGAGUUUUAAUAGCAGCCUCGUCCAACUUACCUCCAACUUUGCUGCCAAGGGUCUCAGCGCAAGGGACAUGGUGACCUUGUCAGGGGCGCAUACCAUAGGGCAAGCACAAUGCUUAACUUUUCGCGAGAGGAUCUACAGCAAUGGCAGUGACAUUGAUGCCGGUUUUGCUAGCACAAGAAAGCGUCGUUGCCCAGCAAGCGGCCAAGAUAGCAAUUUAGCCCCUCUUGAUUUGGUCACACCCAACUCAUUUGACAACAACUACUACAAGAAUCUGAUGCAAAAGAAGGGUCUUCUUCACUCGGAUCAAGUGCUUUUCAAUGGAGGAUCAGCUGACAGUAUCGUCUCAGAAUAUAGUAAAAAACCUUCGAGAUUUAAGUCUGAUUUUGCAGCUGCAAUGAUCAAAAUGGGAGAUAUUGAUCCUCUCACCGGUCAAAAUGGAAUCAUAAGAAAGAUAUGCACUUCCCUAAACUAAUUAAUUUCAAGUAUCCAUCCAUCAACUAUUUAGAAAAAGUUCUUUCCUUUCUAUGAAUUGAGCAAGUAAUUGUAUCCCUUUGAUUAUAUAUGUUUAAUUUUCUCGUCUUAAGUUUGGUGUUUUGAGUGUCGAUGAGUGCUUUGAUAUUUGAACUUUAUCAAGCGUAAAUUAAUAAAAUGUCUACGUGCAUAAUUUUAAGAAAGGAUAUAUAGAUUUCAAAUGAAUACAACUGUAGACAAUAUUGUGAAAUGCUUCCUUUGUCAAGA